Salvelinus namaycush (lake trout) is the source of this 935-nucleotide messenger RNA. It is a transcript of the gene iah1, whose product is annotated as isoamyl acetate hydrolyzing esterase 1 (putative). Gene Ontology annotation, molecular function: hydrolase activity, acting on ester bonds. The transcript is spliced from 6 exons. The record is from RefSeq and is a predicted model, not a curated record. Bases 86 to 805 code for a protein of 239 amino acids. NCBI's taxonomy places the organism in Eukaryota, Metazoa, Chordata, Actinopteri, Salmoniformes, Salmonidae.
UUCUAUCAUUCAGUCAGCACUGCUUUCAUUUCUAAAUCUGAAAGUAUAAAGUUAGCUCUCGGCUCAACAUUUGUACUAGCUAGCAAUGUCCGAAAUCAAGAGCAUAAUUUGGCCUAAAGUCAUUUUAUUUGGCGACUCAAUCACACAGUUUUCAUUCCAACCUAAUGGAUGGGGUUCCGAAAUUGCAAAUCAACUAGCCAGAAAAUGUGACGUUGUGAACAGAGGGUUGUCAGGCUACAACUCCAGGUGGGCAAAGAUUGUCUUGCCUUGCCUCAUCUCCAAGGAAAGUGCUUCAAGCAACCACAUAGCUGCUGUCACGGUCUUCUUUGGUGCCAACGACUGUGCUCUAGAAGAUAAGAACCCACAGCAGCACAUCCCAUUGCAGGAGUACUCCGAGAACCUGAAGGACAUUGUCAAACACAUAGUGUCUGUGGGUGUGUCUGCAGACAAGGUCAUCUUCAUCACUCCUCCACCUCUGCAUGAGCCAGCCUGGGAGAAGGAGUGUGUCCUGAAAGGUAGUGCUCUGAACCGUCUCAACUCUGUGGCUGGCCAGUAUGCCCAGGCCUGUGUGCAGGCUGCAGGUCAGUGUGGGGCAGACGUGCUGGACCUCUGGACUCUCAUGCAGAAAGAUGGACAGGACUUCACAAGCUACCUCUCAGACGGGCUCCAUCUCUCUGAGAAGGGGAACCAGUUUGUGUCACAGCAUCUGUGGAUGCUGUUGAAGAGCAGGGUGGAGGAGUUGCCCUUCAUCCUGCCUUACUGGGGCGACGUAGACCCUAAACAGCCAGAGAGCGGUCUACUGUGACUGACGGCCCUCAGGUCCACCCUUCCACACAGUUAUGUCCACUGAUCGGCUACGGUAAUGGGAUGACACUGAAAGGGGUUGGAAUCAGUCCUCGUUCCAUAAGACUGAAAUAAAUGAAACCAUGAUAUGA